CAAUCAAGAUCCCCCCUUUACGCAAUUGUGCUCCGCCCCCAUAAAAAAACGCCACCGCCCGCCGUCGGUUACUUGACCUGCCAUGGCCGGAGGAGCGAUCCCCGCGACGCCGCUGCUGAAAGAUGAGCUGGAUAUCGUGAUCCCCACGAUCAGGAAUCUCGAUUUCCUGGAGAUGUGGAGGCCCUUCUUCCAGCCCUACCAUCUGAUCAUCGUCCAGGACGGAGACCCUUCGAAGACCAUCAAAGUCCCGGAGGGAUUCGACUACGAGCUCUACAAUCGCAAUGACAUCAAUCGGAUCCUCGGACCCAAGGCGUCUUGCAUCUCCUUCAAGGACUCUGCUUGUAGGUGCUUUGGGUACAUGGUUUCCAAGAAGAAGUACAUCUUCACCAUCGAUGAUGAUUGCUUUGUUGCCAAAGAUCCGUCUGGCAAAGACAUCAAUGCUCUCGAGCAGCACAUCAAGAAUCUCUUAAGUCCCGCCACCCCACAGUUCUUCAACACUCUCUAUGAUCCAUAUAGAGAAGGUGCUGACUUUGUCCGUGGCUAUCCCUUUAGCCUUCGUGAGGGAGUUCCAACCGCUGUUUCUCAUGGGCUCUGGCUCAACAUCCCUGACUAUGAUGCCCCAACUCAGCUUGUUAAGCCGCGUGAGAGGAAUACCAGAUAUGUGGAUGCAGUUUUGACCAUUCCCAAGGGCACCUUGUUCCCCAUGUGUGGCAUGAAUUUGGCUUUUGACCGUGAGCUGAUUGGGCCCGCCAUGUACUUUGGGCUCAUGGGUGACGGGCAGCCAAUUGGACGCUACGACGACAUGUGGGCCGGUUGGUGUACCAAGGUUAUAUGUGACCAUUUGGGGCUUGGAAUCAAGACAGGUCUGCCAUACAUAUGGCACAGCAAAGCAAGCAACCCUUUUGUGAAUCUCAAAAAGGAGUACAAAGGCAUCUUCUGGCAAGAGGAGAUCAUCCCUUUCUUCCAAUCCAUUGCCCUUCCCAAGGACUGCACCACUGUCCAGAAUUGCUACAUUGAGCUCUCCAAACAAGUCAAUGAAAAGCUUGGCAAGGUUGAUCCUUACUUCAACAAGCUGGCUGAUGCCAUGGUCACUUGGAUUGAAGCUUGGGAUGAGCUCAACCCUACCGGCGAGGACUUUGCUAAGCUAUCCAUUUCCAAGGGUGCUUCAAAGUAGGUUUCCACUAAAGCAUAUAAAAAGUCCUAUUUUUUUCCCUUUGGUCUCUAGUCGCGGUUUAGUCGUCCGGGGCAGCGCGCUUUAGUAUGAUUCGAGUUAUUUAUUGGAUUUUUGUUUUUUGUUGUUGAGAAGUAUUUUUGAUGAACCAUUUCAUGAGAUAUGUUAUACUUUAUGUUUCCUGUCUGCUCAAAUUGCAUGCCAUUGUUACCAUGCACGGCGAACUUCACUAACAUAAGCCAUUUGAAAGUUUGGUUCUAGGAUUGCUUUGA
Messenger RNA from Cuscuta campestris, 1443 nucleotides. NCBI's taxonomy places the organism in Eukaryota, Viridiplantae, Streptophyta, Magnoliopsida, Solanales, Convolvulaceae. The record is from the annotation of a GenBank genome assembly.